AUGGCUGAGGAUAAAAAAGCCUUUGUUGAUGAGAUAAAUAAAGCCUUGGCAAAGUCUGAAGGGCUUACCUUGAAGGAUCUGCUGUUCUCCUAUGGGGGGACCCUGUAUCCUGUCACAGUGUGCAGUGCGGAAACGUUCCAAGCCCUGGAGAAGCUGGAAGCCAGAAGAGAUGAUAUGGUGCUGGUGUCCUACCCCAAAUGUGGUGUGAACUGGCUUAUCCAGAUUUUAAGUGAUUUGAUAUUUACAACUAUCCAGAGUAAACCUGUAAGCACAGAACUACCAUUUAUUGAAUGUGGAGAUCCAGAUAAAUAUCAGAGGAUGAAACAGAUUCCAUCUCCGAGGAUUUUGGCAACACAUCUGAAUUAUGAUUGCCUUCCCAAGUCUAUUUUCAAGAACAAAGCCAAGAUACUAGUACUGUUUCGAAACCCUAAAGAUACAGCUGUUUCAUUUUUCCAUUUCCACAACAAUGUGCCAAGCGUCCCCAGUUACAGCUCCUGGGAUGAGUUCUUCUCGGAGUUCAUGAAUGGGAAAGUUGGCUGGGGAUCCUAUUUUGAUCAUGCAGUCACCUGGAACAAACACAUUGAGGAUGAGAAUAUUAUGAUCAUAACAUAUGAAGACCUGAAUGAGAACCUGACUGCCAGUGUAAAGCAGAUAGCUGAAUUCUUUGGAUUCUCCCUAACGGCAGAGCAGAUCCAGUCCAUUGCAGACAGGGCCACUUUCCAGGCAGUGAAAGACAAGGCUCAGGAGACUCAUGGUGCUGUUGGCUCAACUCUUUUCCGCAAAGGUGUUGUUGGAGACUGGAAAAAUCUUUUCACUGAAGCUCAGAACCAGGAAAUGGAUGCCAAAUUCAAAGUGUGCUUAGAAGGAACUAAGCUGGGAGCGAAAUUAAAAUAUGAUGUCUACUGCAAGGCCUGA
Balearica regulorum gibbericeps (East African grey crowned-crane) is the source of this 915-nucleotide messenger RNA. RefSeq names its product sulfotransferase family 6B member 1 (gene SULT6B1). Gene Ontology annotation, molecular function: sulfotransferase activity. Lineage: Eukaryota; Metazoa; Chordata; Aves; Gruiformes; Gruidae. The record is from RefSeq and is a predicted model, not a curated record.